CCAACUGGACCGUGGAUAUAACCGUUUCCCGAGUUCGAUGGCGAAGAGAAUAAGCGAAGGUAGAAUUGCUGCGAUGUGGACGGUGGUGACAGAGGCUUUGAUUGGGAUGGUGCUGAUUUUGGUUGCGGAAGGGACGGAUACUAAUGAUGUAUACAGUCCUUGUUUGGAUGCGAAGAUUCAGAGAUUAGACGGAUUUACUUUUGGCGUAGCGUUUUCAUCGAAGGAAUCGUUCUUUCAUGAUCAUAUUCAGUUUUCGCCUUGCGAUAAGCGUUUGGCUUUGACAUUCAAAGUCGCUCAACUUGCUGUUUUCAGGCCUAAAGUCGACCAGCUCACUUUCCUCACCAUCAAUAGCACAGCCUUCAAUCCGGCUACGUACGGUGGCUAUAUGGUGGCAUUUGCUGGGCUGAAGUAUGCAGCAAGGUCUCUCCCAGUGAUGGUUACUGAUAACUCUCACACCAUUACUAGUUUCACUUUGGUUUUUGAAUUUCAAAAGGGCACUCUUCAAAAUCUGUUCUGGAAGAAAUUUGGGUGUGAUAAAUGCUCUGGGGAUUUUUCAACUUGCCUGGAUAAACAAGACUGUGCAGUUUCCAGCUCCAAAUGUAAGUACGAUGGUGGUUCAAUUGACUGCAAUUUAGGCAUACAACUAGCAUUUUCAGGGACAGACAAGAACCUCCAAGUCCUCAACUCCUGGUUUGAAGUUAACCAUCUCAGACGCUUCUCCCUCUAUAAACUUUUCUCCGACGUUCGCGAUAAGAUCACCAAUCCGUUCCAGUGAGAAUCUUUUAUAUCUUCAGCUCUGUAGGCAAGGAUCCAAUAUGAGUUAUGAUCUGCACAUGUCAAGAUGGCUUAUUCAUAGGAAAGGUUAUGUUGUCAUUGGUCCAUGCUCUGUAACUGUACAAUCUUGAAGAUUCAAUCUAUAUAUAUAUAGAGAGAGUUAAAAUGUA
This is a messenger RNA of Cucurbita moschata (crookneck pumpkin), 944 nucleotides long. RefSeq lists its product as uncharacterized. Gene Ontology annotation, cellular component: nucleus; cytosol. The transcript has 4 exons. NCBI's taxonomy places the organism in Eukaryota, Viridiplantae, Streptophyta, Magnoliopsida, Cucurbitales, Cucurbitaceae. The coding region runs from base 38 to 775 and encodes 245 amino acids. Gene Ontology annotation, molecular function: metal ion binding. Gene Ontology annotation, biological process: tRNA wobble uridine modification; protein histidyl modification to diphthamide. The record is from RefSeq and is a predicted model, not a curated record.